Molecule: messenger RNA, 1974 nt
Organism: Fusarium sp. VM40
Lineage: Eukaryota; Fungi; Ascomycota; Sordariomycetes; Hypocreales; Nectriaceae
Source: the annotation of a GenBank genome assembly
AUGGCUACUACAAUCCCCGACGACCCCAACCGUCGUUUCUCGGCGGGUGUCACAGGAAGCGAACCCGAGAUUGUCGAAGAACACUAUGAAGAAGCCCCAACCGUGAGCCACGCCCUCGCCGAGGAGAGUAAGGACUUUGAAGAAAAGGGCGCUGCGCAGAUCGAGCACGGAGACGUCGAAGUCAAGAAUCUGGGAUGGAACGAGGAGGCUCGUCUUGUGCCGCCGCUGGUGGGGGGUCUCAAGAACGAAGAUGUCUGGACUUUGGUUCGACGGUUUGACAAGCAGGUCUUUUACGUCCGGAGCAUCGACGAGCCUCCUCUAGGAGCUCUUGAUAUGAACAUUGCAGACGAAGAGGAGUUUUCGCCCGACAAGCUCAGGGCUCAGAUCGAGCGUCUCUACGUAACUGUCUUUACGCAGCUCUUUUCCUUUUGGAAGCACAUCGUUCGACUUCGAUCGUGGAGGGAAUAUCAGCGAACCUCUGCAUUUUUGGCCGUCUACACUGUAGCAUGGCUGCUCGAUAUUCUCGGACCGACUAUCAUGCUCUUUCUCAUGGCUCUUAUCUAUUCACCUGAGGCCCGUGAUAUUUGCUUUCCUGGAGCACCACCCUCUCUGAUCGACUCCAAGACGGGGGGCGUCAAGAAGCCAGCAGCUGGUGUUCUCGCCUCGGAUGAUUCAGUCACUGGUGCUCCGGAGAAGCACAAGGGCGAAGCGGUGGAGCAAGAGGCUCAUAGCUUUGUGACAAGCCUCUCUACGAUUGUUGUUAGCACUGCUGCUGGAAAAGAUCCCCAGAGCGACCCCCACGAUGACAGUGCUACUCCAGACCCUACGAAGCUUACUGAAGAAGCCACGGAAGCCAGACAGAAAUCUGGCGGAGAGAAUCCUCAUGCCGAGCACAAUAGGGCCAAGAAGCCGGUCUCCAAAGCUGUCUGGGAUAAGGCUCGUCCCACGAUGCAUAUGAUUGCUGACUUUGUCGACACCUGGGAACGAUUUGGAAACGCUCUUAGCCCAUCUGCGCCUUUUCACCGCCACCGACCCAAGUUCAUCCUCAUCGGUGUUCUUGUCCCUAUGCUCCUUGGAUCGUAUUUUACAUCCCCCUACAUGGCCGUCAAGGGCAUGGGCUUCGGUGCUGGUUUUGGCUUCUUCGGUGAUCCCAUCAUUACACCUACUAUGAACUUCCUCAACAGGACGUAUCCUCGCUGGGAGAAGUAUGUCGAAUUGCGAAACACCAUCCUUCGAGGAGUCCCGACCAAUGCACAGCUGGCCAUCACUCUUCUCCGUAUUGGGGAGAAGAACAAGGCUCCUCUGCCUCCGCCUCCUACCUCGGACGUGCCAGCUCCGCCUGUUCCCCACCAGACUGCUGGAGAGGGCCUGGAACAUUUAGAAGGAGUAUCGCAAGGUGAAAUUGCAGAGGCUGUCCAGCCUGAUCCUAACGUGAUCCACGAGCAUGAGGAAGAAGAGGAGGAAGACAAGAACAAGCACAAGAAGACGCAUCGUCUCAUGAACUUCAUCCGUGGUACUGCCAAGGGAGGUGUCGCGACAGCACUCGCUGCCGACAAGGCUAAGGCUAAAGCAGGCGCCCAUCACGCAAAGGACCGACUUGGUGUUGUGAAAGGCGAGGAACCCCCUCCCGUUACCGGUCCCAUUCGUUUCCCAGCUCGCUACAAGGGUAAGAAGGGUCACGCAUUCAUCACUGCCACGGCGACUACACCGGCUGUAAGCUGGACGACCGAGACUGGCGACCUCAAACCCGCAUGGACGGUGACUAUUGGGGAGAUUGACGAGCUCAAGAAGAUGGGCGGUCUGGGCUGGAAGAGCAAGAUCCUCGUCGGAUGGGCGAUGGGGAGUGAAAUUGUGGACGGAUUGAUGAUCCGCACAAAGGACGGUACUGAACAUCAUCUCACGGCGGUCUCCAUGCGGGAUCAGUUGUUCAACAGGUUGAUCUCCAUGGGAAAUCAGAUGUGGGAGGCGUGGUAA